GUCAAUGUCAUAUUUUACAAUUUGUUUAUAAAAUGUCAAGAAAAGUGGGUGAAUAUUAGGAUACUAUUUACAAAAUGACCGCUACGGAGUUAGAGAAUGCUACAAAGACUUUUAAAUUUUCUUUUCCAACAUGCACGAACGAAGAUCUGUUAUUCAAAUUAGAAGUGCCUGUGGAGAUACCUUACCCAGGCUCCACGAGAGAGCUGGUGCAAAGAAUAUUAAAAAUGUUCCACAUUCCAGUAUAUUUGGAAGACGAGCUUAAUGAGAAAUUGGCUGAUUUUGUAUCAGAAGAAACAAGAAACUUUCACCACAAUCGUGAUGCUACACUGAUUGACCAAUUGAAGAACAAUGAAUUAGAUUUGGAAGGUAUUAUCAAGAAUUGGGAAAAGCAAUUUAAAAAUGUAGUUGACUUUGCUGAACAGAAGGGAUCUUCCGACGAGGAGGUAUUUGCUGCUGCUUACCACAAGCUGGUGCACUCCCCGGCUCUGGAGACUAUACUACAAGUAGAGAGCGCUUAUGCGAAGACUGUCAUGGACAUGAUUCAGAACAGGGAUGACGACAUCAGGAAGCUUACAAAGAGGCAAACAGAAGAAAUGGAAGAGAAAAUCCGCCUUCUGAACACUUCCACUACAGAAGAGGAAAUCAAUACAUUAGCAGCUAAGCAUUUUGAAGCUCAGAGCCUUGCAACAGGUCGGUGGGACUCACAGCUGGAUGCCUUGAAACACACACAGAGAGCAGAGCACCGCACCUGGCUCAUGAAUGCUAUCAAUGAAUAUCAGACUGAGGAGAAAAUUACUCCCAGCAACUCUCCCCUGUGUUCGUACGCGUCGCUGCCACCCGCGCCGACCGCUCCAGCCACCCUGCUGGAGGAGAGCUUCACCAUACACCUCGGCUCUCAACUCAAACAAACACACAACAUCAGGCUCGUAUGCGCAGACAUGUUAGACCUGUGCGCGCGAGACAGGACCGACGGUGGCCUGUCCCUGAGUCUAUACUCGAGCGAGUUGUCGGGGGCGGUGGUGGUGUGCGAGGGUCGGCCGUCCCGCUCACCCUUGACCAGUCUGCCGCGAGUCACCGACCAUCACUUCCCCGACUUGCACGACCAGCUGAGACGAAUAGAGGAGACGGUCGCCGACCCGGCGGAGACACGCAACAGAAGCCGCGGCGAGCGCGAGUCGCGGCGGCGGGCGCUGCGAGCGGGGGACGUGUUCGUGACGAGGCACAGCAACCUGUCCCAGCAUGUGGUGUUCCACCUGGUGGCGGACGAGGACGAGCUGCGCUCGGCCGAGCUGAGCUCGCGGCACCGCGCCGUGCUGGGGCUGCGCGAGGUGCUGCUCGCGGCGCAGCGGAACGACGUAGCCAGCGUGGCGCUGCCGCUGCUACUGCGGCGCGAGCUGGGCGAGGAUGCCACGGCUGCCUGGUGCCUGCGUCGCGCCGAGCUCGUGCUCAAAUGCGUCAAGGGGUUCGUGCUGGAGGCGAGCGCGGCGGGCGGCGCGCGCCUUAAGACGCUUACGGCCGCCGUACCGCGGGAGGCGCGCGCUCUGUUCCCCGCCCUGGCCGCACUGCUGCCCGCAGUGUUCCGCGUCGCCGGGCCGCUCCGGCCGAGACUACCCUCGCACGAAGCGCCACGGCCGAGAGUCUAGUGAUGCACGGCGGCGUCAAACAAAGCACAGCGCGAGAUGGCAAACGUACCACUAAACUAUUGAAUUCAAAUUGUACAUCGUGUCUUGCAGUUCACAGAGCGUCUUGCAAUAUAAUAAAAUGUGUAUAAAAAUUGUAAUCAUGAUGGUUAAUCGAACGAUGAUUGUAUAAUUAUGUAAACAUUAUUAAAUGCUUCUGGCCCGGCACGGCACGGCCGCCCGCUUCCCUGCCUGCCUCUUACCAUCCACGUGUCCUCAACAUCGUAUAACAACAUUUAUAACUUGUAACAACAGCUCCUCCGUCAGUCGCGACCCUAACGCCUAACGCCUACACUCAUAUUAAAAUAUACUUUGUACGAACUCUUAUAAUAAAAUUCCUAUCAAAGGAUAUAACUACGUUAAAAAACUAGAUUAUUCUAAAACGAUGUCUUCGCUGAGUUUAAAUCGACAUAUCUGUAAUGAAGAAGAAUCUGAAUUUAUCACCGACCAGUCGUUUAAAAUAUUUGUCAGAGAAUAGUACAUUUUCGUCAUUAUAUAUAACCUGGAGCGAAGACGAGACAUCAGCUAACAACGUCUGGAGCUCUCGGGAACUGGAAACAGAAUAAGUAUCAUACUGAUGAUGAGUUGUGACAUUUUAAAUAAAACGGUUUUAUGAA
Messenger RNA from Danaus plexippus (monarch butterfly), 2296 nucleotides. RefSeq names its product protein C12orf4 homolog. The record is from RefSeq and is a predicted model, not a curated record. The transcript is spliced from 6 exons. Bases 75 to 1643 code for a protein of 522 amino acids. Gene Ontology annotation, cellular component: cytoplasm. NCBI's taxonomy places the organism in Eukaryota, Metazoa, Arthropoda, Insecta, Lepidoptera, Nymphalidae.